AAACACCCUUUUAUUACAGGUCCCGAGUCAGAAAGGGCAACAAUUGAGGCCAAUCCUGUUAUGACAUGUGGCCUUGGCUCGAAAGCGUUUUGCUUAUCGGGUGCCGUACGGUUGUCCUGUGGAGACCGCAGCCCGCCCCGAUCCAGCGAGAAACUGAGAGGUCAUCAGCGUAAAUUUCGUCUUGGCCUUCCCAAUCCUGUCCAUCUAUUCUAGAUAUAUCCUCUCCCCCGCCAUGGAACUCUCGCCAUUCCCGCAUGGCUUCCUCCGCUUCCCGCCCUCUCCACCGAGACCUCUUCCUCUCUCGGAGCUUCUUCCCAUCUCCAAGCGGCUCCAAAGGCCACUCCAUUCCCCAUUUGUACCCUCUCUCGGCAACCACAGCUGCUCUCCUCCAUGAGUUCCCGAUGCUCUCCGUUGCUAGAUCGCACGCGAGCAACGUAGCUGAGAAAAUCCCCCAGAGAGAAGAGACCUGUGAGAGGAAUGCUAAGAACCACGCGAGACACAAGGACGCUGGCUCCCCGCUCCCGUCUCUGAGUUCGCUGGAUGAAAGGGUGGAGAGAAAUGAUCGAAAAGCUGAGAACCGUCCCGUGGUGAAGGAGAAAAUGGUAGAACUUGGAGCUGGGAAACAAAGGAUUAGGUCGAAAGGUAGAGGUUCCAGGUCGGGGACGUCUUCCUUCGGAUCAAGAGUUGAAGGGGGAGCUAGAAAAUCAAAAAAGAUCGAAACUUUGGGCAGAAGUCACGGGGAAAUGGAGGAGAAGAAAGGGAUUAAGAAAGCUGAGGUCAGUGCAGCAGAAGUUGAUCUGAGACUUGGGCUGGACAUGUGCUCCAAAACAGGGGACGUGAUGGGGGCGAUAUCUCUAUAUGACUCGGCUGUGAGGGAUGGCGUCAAGAUGGAGCAGUACCACUAUAACGUGUUACUUUAUCUGUGUUCUUCUGCGGCCAUUGGGGUCGUUCGUCCUGCAAAAAGUGGUACCGGUGGUAGUAGUAUCGCAUCCUUCAAAGAGGACGCAAGUGACUUGGAUCAAGACAGGGACUUGGCUGAUGGACGGAAUCCAAAAUGGCAGCUUUCAGGUGACAUCAGAGGAGAAGGUCAAUUACAAGAUGUUCUGCAUCAUUAUAGAACAGAGUUGAGGCGAAAAAAUCUGCCCAGGUUUGAUGUAGGCAAGAGCAGAGAUGAUCUCUUGGAUGGAACAAAUGAAAGUAGUAAGAAAUAUGGCGUUCCAAUUCAAUUUAGUGAUGAUGCCAGAGAAUAUGCACGAAGGAGGGGAUUUGAAAUCUAUGAAAAGAUGUGCUUGGAGAAAAUUCCUAUGAGCGAAGCAGCUUUAACAUCAGUAGCUCGAAUGGCAAUGUCGAUGGGUAAUGGAGACAUGGCUUUUGAGAUUGUAAAACAAAUGAAGGUGCUGGGUAUAACUCCAAGACUGCGGUCAUAUGGUCCUGCUUUAUUGGUCUUCUGCAAUGGUGGUGAUAUCGAGAAAGCAUUCGAGGUAGAAAAGCACAUGUUGGAGUCUGGGAUCCACCCUGAAGAGCCUGAACUGGAGGCACUUUUAAGAGCUACUGUGGCAGCUCGUAGAGGAGACAAGGUUUAUUACUUACUGCACAAGCUUAGAACUAAUGUGAGACAGGUUUCCCCACCCACAGCAGAAUUAAUUGAGGCAUGGUUUAAGAGUUCAACUGCUUCCAGAGUAGGAAAAAGGAAAUGGGAUGUAAAGAUGGUAGCACAAGCCAUACAGAAUGGUGGAGGGGGUUGGCAUGGGUUGGGUUGGUUGGGUAAAGGAAAAUGGACUAUGGCACAUACAAAUGUUGAUGCAGAUGGUGUCUGUUUGGGCUGUGGCGAGAAGUUGGUGACCAUAGACCUUGAUCCAAUUGAGACUGCAACUUUUGCCAAAUCUGUAGCUUCUAUAGCUAGCAAGAGGGAAAGGAAUACAAACUUUCAGAAAUUCCAAAAAUGGUUGGACUACUAUGGCCCUUUUGAAGCUGUUGUAGAUGCUGCAAAUGUGGGUCUUUUCAGCCAAAGGCGGUUCUCAAUAAAUAAGGUAAAUGCUGUUGUCAAUGCCAUACGCCAGAAACUUCCGUCAAAGAAAUGGCCGCUGAUAAUUGUGCAUAACAAACGGCUCAGUGGAGGCAAGAUGGACGAACCUAUCAACGGGAAGUUAAUAGAGAAAUGGAGAAAUGCAGAUGCUAUUUAUGCAACUCCUACUGGAUCAAAUGAUGAUUGGUAUUGGUUGUAUGCAGCUAUAAAAUGUAAGUGCUUGAUCGUGACGAAUGAUGAAAUGAGAGAUCACAUAUUCCAGAUCUUAGGAAAUGAUUUCUUCUCCAAAUGGAAAGAAAGGCAUCAGGUACGUUUCAGUUAUCAUGACGGCAAUUUCGAAUUUCACAUGCCGCCUCCUUGUUCUGUGGUUAUCCAGGAAUCUGAGAAAGGUCAUUGGCAUAUCCCCAUCUCAGUGGAACAUGAUGAAUCAGAGAGAGAGAGAACCUGGUUAUGUGUAACGCGUGCCCGCUCGCAUAUGAUGAUGGAAGAAUUGUCAAAUUCACCUAAAGAAAAACAACCUGAGAAGAUGGCAAUCAGUCCUACUUUAUACAUUGGAGCUAGCAACCAGAUCAGGUCUAGUGAAAGCCCAAAAGAGAAGGUCAUGAGAAGUCCCCAAAGAAAUAUAGCUGACAGGGAAAAUUCAAAUACAAUAAUAUCCAGUAUUGAGGCUGCCGAGGAAUUGUGUGGCUGUGUUAUUGAUUUCCAAAUCUAACAAGGACCAACAAGUUUUAAUCAGCAGACAUGAUAUGGCCUAUCAGCCAGGAAAAUUUGUUGUUAGAAGUCAGGAAAUAUUUCAGGUUCAUGAAAUCAAAUUUUCAAUUUUAGUGGUUCUUGUGUACAUAUUUACUUCUUUUUUGCCCCUUAAUUACCUCUAUCUUCAAGAGUAUAUGAUAUUCUUUUCUUCUUCUUUUUUUUUCCAAUGAUAUGAAACAUGAAACCCGCACUGAAAGUGCUUCGCUAUAUUUGUCUGUUGCAAAAAAAU
Molecule: messenger RNA, 3008 nt
Organism: Phoenix dactylifera (date palm)
Lineage: Eukaryota; Viridiplantae; Streptophyta; Magnoliopsida; Arecales; Arecaceae
Product: proteinaceous RNase P 1, chloroplastic/mitochondrial-like
Biological process (GO): tRNA 5'-leader removal
Molecular function (GO): protein binding; ribonuclease P activity
Source: RefSeq, a predicted model, not a curated record